AUGAGCAGAUUUUCAUUUAAAGAGUAUAAUAGUGAACAAUUGUGGGAAGACUACAUAGCUCGUUUUGAGUUGACCUGCAGAGUUAAGGGACUGGGCGUUGCUAACACAGAAGAACAAGCGGCUCGGCGAGAUCUUCUAUUGGCAAAUGUCGGAGAGGAGCACCUCAGGGCACUAUCGGACCAGAUGUAUCCAAGGGCCUGGGAGGAGUGCACCUACGACGAAGUCAAGGAGGAAGCCAACCGGUUGUUCAAGCCUACAAGGACCCUUUUUGCGACAAGGUUUGAGUUUGAAAGAGCAAUAAGAAAAGUUGGUGAGACAUUUAUUUUGUUUUAUAACAGAUUGAAGUCUUUAGCUAGAAGUUGUAAAUAUGGAGAUAGCUUAGAUGAACGAGUACGAGAUAGGUUUGCAGUAGGAAGCAACUGUCCAGAAUUUGAAGUCGAAGUCAGACAAAGAUGGCCCGAGGGAGUUAAUAACCGAGGUGAGCUUGUUAAGUCAACAGUAGUACUAGAGUUAGCUCAAUCUAUGGAACGCGCGAGAGAAGAAGUUUCUAAACAUUCGUGUAAAAAUGAGAUUUUUAAAGUAAGUGACAGUAAGGAAAAAAGGAAACCAGAGGUACAGAAAUCUACUGGUUUCAAUAGGUGCUAUAGAUGUGGGUUUACACAUGACCCAAGUGAAGAUAGGUGUCCUGCUGUUUCUGCUGUGUGCAAGAAAUGUACAAAGAGAGGCCACUUCGCAAGAAUGUGUAAAAGUAAAAAUAACUUUUUCAAGAGAACAGAUGGUAAUUUGAGAAAAGUAGAUGGUUCAUGUGAUCAAACUUACGAUGAUGAGUGUAAUUCUGAUAUUGAUGUUAGCGGAACACAAAUUAGGUCAGUCAAGAGUAAGGUUCCGAGAGCUACAAUAGAUGUAGAAUUGAACGGGUAUAAUGUUAGAAUGGAGUUUGAUUCCGGGGCUCGGGUAAGUGCUAUAAGUUUGUCUCUUUGGGAUAAGAUCAAUUCGAGUGGCGAAUCUCUAAAAAAGACGUCUGAUGUCAUCACUGGCUAUGGGAAAAAUAAGCUAGAAGUCAUGGGCAAGGCUUUUGUGGACGUUACUUUACGUAAUCGUACUAAGCGAUUGCCAGUUAUUGUAUUACUAGAAGAUGAUGUUCCAUUAUUUGGGUUGCCGUGGAGUGUAGCUUUCAAUCUUAAUUUGCCUAGGGAAGUAAGGGUUAGGCGUAUUGAUAAUGGAAAGACAAAUAGUAAAGAGACCGGCAAGAAUGAAGAAAGUUAUAGAAAAGAGUUACAAAAAGAAGUUGAGGCAUUAACUCAGGAGUUUUCUGAACUCUUUCGUGAUGAGCUAGGAACGAUAUCUGACUCUAAUGAAGUUAUCCAUCUAAAAAGUGAAACAAAACCUGUAUCUUACGGGGCAAGACGAGUUCCAUUCCCCUUAAGGAAGGCAGUGGAAAGAGAAUUACAGCGAUUAGUACAGGAAGGAGUUUUGGAAGCAGUGGACCCUUCCGAAACACCGAUAGAAUGGAGUACCCCAACAGUCAACGUAGACAAGGGUGGAGGUAGAGUCAGAAUCUGUGGCGAUUUCCGUACAACCUUGAAUCCAAACAUCGUUCCGGAGAGACACCUCUUGCCAACCUUUGAUGACUUGACUUCUAAAUUAACUGAUGGAAAGAUAUUUUCAGUCAUAGAUCUUCGAGACGCGUACUUGCAAAUGAAAGUACAUCCUGAGUCACAAAAGUAUCUUACGAUAGCAACUCAUACCACAGGACAACCACCAUCAGUCCUUUUCUAUGGUAGAAGAUUACCAACAGCUUUGGACAGGUGGAGGUAUAAUAGCAGAGAGAGAAUAGAAAAUAAAGUGUGGCGACAGAAGUACUAUCACGACUUAAAAUCCAAACAAAAGGAGUUUUCUGCCAAACAAGAAGUGUGGGUUCAAAAUGAAACGAAGAAGGGCUGA
Macrosteles quadrilineatus (aster leafhopper) is the source of this 1944-nucleotide messenger RNA. RefSeq lists its product as uncharacterized. NCBI's taxonomy places the organism in Eukaryota, Metazoa, Arthropoda, Insecta, Hemiptera, Cicadellidae. The record is from RefSeq and is a predicted model, not a curated record. The transcript has 2 exons. Bases 1 to 1944 code for a protein of 647 amino acids.